Effrenium voratum is the source of this 1040-nucleotide messenger RNA. The record is from the annotation of a GenBank genome assembly. Lineage: Eukaryota; Dinophyceae; Suessiales; Symbiodiniaceae.
GGAAAAUAUGAACAUUCGGGAGGUGCCAGAAUCCUGGAGUAGCUUGAUUACAGAUUUCCACCCCAGACCUACCCAAAUCAGCCUACGUGGCUUUCGCGCUGGCUUCGAGUGCCUUGCCGCUUCCCAUGGCCCGUCUACGAGAAGCGGAGGCAUUGAGGCAGUUCCUCCUCAGCAAAGGAGCCUUCCUGGAUCCGGCCCUCCGCCUGUCGCUGAGCGUCGGCUCGGGCCUGGAGGUGCGCGCAGGCCGGCGCUUCGCCAAGGGCGAGGUGGUGGCCGAGGUGCCGCGGCGCCUGGUCCUGGAGGCGCCUCUCGAGGCCGCGCCACACGCGGCGCCGGCGCUGCUGGCGGCAGCGCGCCGGGGCCACGGCCAGUGGUACGACGUGCUGGGCAGCGAGGAGGGCCGGUGGGCGGUCGCCAACUUGGCGCUGUCACUACUCCGGGCACGCGCAGAAGGCAACACCUCACCCUUCGGCGCUUACAUCGCGGCGCUGCCGCAUUGGCCGGAUUUGCCUACGCUGCACCCUCUGAGGCGGGUUUGGCCCCAGCGGUUGCUGGAGGCCUCGCCCAUGCUGGCGCGGCUGUAUGAGGAGGCCUCCGCCUGCAACCAGCGGGUCCUCAAGCUCCUGUCGGAAAAAGACCGGCGCUGGGCCUUGGCGGCGGUGGUGACCCGGAACUUUGCGCUCAAGGGCAACGGUCAGACGGCGUUGGGCAUGCUGCCCUUUAUCGAUUUCUUCAACCACUGCAGCCCACGGCCUCACCGCAUCGACUGGACCUGCUCCUUCCAGGCCGGGAUGUGUGGCCAUGGUGGCGGACCGUACCAUCUUACCCGAGGAGGCGCUGAGCUUCGUCUAUGCACCGGCGCCACCUGGGGCGCUGCUGGUGCAGUAUGGGAUCCCGCCUCUGGAGGAAACCUCUGCCUACGAGAUGGCAGGCUUGAUCGUGGCAGCCGGCUUGGGUUCCGGGCGCCAAACAACAAGCGUGCGGGUCUUGUUUGAAAGACGGGGCCGAAGCUCCCGGGAGGACGAAAGCCAACAGCAAAG